AUGGCCCCUUCACCAGUUAAGGAGGCCACGUUCCAAGCCGUUCUGCUGAGCGGUGUGGCCAACAUAUUGGCACAAUACAUAGAGUCAUACAAGAAUGAGGUUGAGUUCAAGAUAGACUGGAUACCCUUCUUCCAGUUCAUCUUAUUUGCCCUUCUCAGCACGCCUCCAAAUUUCUAUUGGCAAUCAUUUCUUGAGUCUACAUUUCCAGCUCACCCACCUGCGCCUCAUCCUAAGAAGUCGGAUGAGCCUGCUCCUCCGCCCAAGCUAUCAAUUCGCAAUACUAUGAUCAAGCUGGCUUUGGACCAGUCUCUGGGUUCCGUUGUCAACAACAUGUUGUUUGCCCUGUAUAGCCGAGCAAUUCGCGACGCAAUGCCAGGAGCCCCUCCCAUUUACAGCGUGUUCAAGGCGAUUGACUACUGGACGACCCGAGGCACUGUGGACUUCUCCAAGGUAGAUUUCAAGGACGUGUGGGACGGUGCAGUUGGUGAGCUCUGGCCCAUUAUGCUGGCGUCGUGGAAACUCUGGCCGUUUGUUUCGGUGAUCAACUUCACCCUCAUUAAGACCGUGCAAGGAAGGAACCUGGUUGGUGGAAUUGCUGGGAUUGCAUGGGGCACCUACAUGAGCCUGGCCGUCUCGAGUUGA
Messenger RNA from Clonostachys rhizophaga, 642 nucleotides. The record is from the annotation of a GenBank genome assembly. NCBI's taxonomy places the organism in Eukaryota, Fungi, Ascomycota, Sordariomycetes, Hypocreales, Bionectriaceae.